Opisthorchis viverrini is the source of this 513-nucleotide messenger RNA. RefSeq lists its product as hypothetical. The record is from RefSeq and is a predicted model, not a curated record. NCBI's taxonomy places the organism in Eukaryota, Metazoa, Platyhelminthes, Trematoda, Opisthorchiida, Opisthorchiidae. Bases 1 to 513 code for a protein of 170 amino acids. The transcript has 4 exons.
AUGACUCAAUUGGUCACUGAGGUGCGCAAACCGCCAUACCAUGAAAGCUCACGUGGUAGUGUUUCGCAGUUGCAUUUGCAAUCUAGCUUGGUUCUGUUUACACUGCGGCAGUGCGACCUAUACUCCUUAAUGGACCAGAUACGUGGCCUCUACAUUCAGAGGACACACGAGAGCUGUCAGUGUUUGUCCGCAAUUGAUUCCGGAGGAUUGAUCCAAUCUGAUGGGCUUGGGCGAACUGGCAGUGCCACAUCCCUCGUCCUUCCUUCUGGUGGCAUGGCAGUUAGGCGCAGAAAAUGUGCUACAGCUGACCGACUUUUUUCUCACCGGAUUGGGACUCUGAUACUCAACUCAGUGGUUGAUGACACUGGUGGGAAUGGUCCAAUCGCGCAGUCAGGAGUGAUCGUGUACGAAAACGACCAUUUUAAAUGCGUAGCUGUUGAUUCCCAAACUGAAGUGCCAUCACCUCCAAUGCUCGGAUGUAUUCCCAGCGCUUUCCAACUUUUCAGUGAGUGA